This is a messenger RNA of Paramecium tetraurelia, 4287 nucleotides long. RefSeq lists its product as uncharacterized. The transcript is spliced from 7 exons. The record is from RefSeq and is a predicted model, not a curated record. Gene Ontology annotation, biological process: microtubule-based movement. Gene Ontology annotation, molecular function: dynein intermediate chain binding; minus-end-directed microtubule motor activity; dynein light intermediate chain binding. Gene Ontology annotation, cellular component: dynein complex. NCBI's taxonomy places the organism in Eukaryota, Ciliophora, Oligohymenophorea, Peniculida, Parameciidae.
AUGUCUAAUGAUAUUGAGGUACGCGAAUAGCCUGAAUGUGGGUAUUCGUACAUUCUCAGGAUCGAGAGAGGAUGCAUUGGAUUUAUCAUUUAAAUUUGUGUAUCUGCACAAUAUUAUAUUAUUUAUUUAAAUUAAAAAUCGGAAAUGAAUUCGAAGGGCAAAAGGACUUUAGGUCCAAUUUAAAAAAUUAACAAGCCGUCGAUCGAUUUUGAGUCAGCUCUAAAGGAACAUCGAGCAGUGGAGGAAAGAAUAAAAAUGGAAACUGACAGUCAAGAUCCGAGGAAAUUUGUAAUGAACCUGUUGAAUGAUCGUGAUAAUUCAUUAAUAAUGGAUAAUUCCCUAACUCAUUCGCAAGUGGCUAUAAAAAAGAAAGUGUACAUACGUUCAAGACAGGUUAAGAGUCAAGUGCCAUUCAUGUAAAUGUAGACGAAGAACAACUCCCAAAUUUAAUUUGCAUCUCCUUCUUAGAGUUUGAAGUUUGACUUUGAUUUGAAACCCGAUUUCAAUUCUAAACGAUCGAAUUUUGUUCCCAAGUUUAUAAAUUCAGGAAUCAAUUUUGACGUCGAAGUAAGAGGAACACUUGGAGAAGAGUUUACAGAGUUUCAGAUGUAUGACAAUGACUCAUAACCAGAAGACAUCCCAAAAAAUAAAAACUUUUCUUAUGGAGGCAGAAUGACCAAUAAAAAACUUAAGGAAUACGAUUGUUGGGAUGAAGAAAGAACUCCUUAAGAAUGGUUAGAAAUAUGUAAAAAGAGCAAUCCUCCUCAUGCAAAAUGUCCAAUGUUUGAUUAAUCAGACAAAUACGUUUGGACAGAUGUGGAGGUGUUGGGUUUUGAGAAUGGCAAAUUCGAAGUCAAGAUAUUGAGAUCAAGCAAAAUCAAACGAAUAGGCAGAUUGUCACUAUAAUUCAAUUCAGAAGAUCCUGUCAAAUUCGAAUAAAGAGUUGAAUUGUGUAAAUAAAGAUAAAAGAAUGCUGAUGAUGAAUUGAGAUUCCUUAAAUAUGUGGACUCUUUGCCUGAUUCAAUGACAUCGACUUUAUCUCUUGAAAUGCAGAAAAAGAUCGAAGAAUACACAGUUUUUAGAGAUUUGCCAUACAUAAUCAAAGAAGAUCCAAGCAAAAUAGCUCCUGGGUUUCCACAGAUUUAAAAUCUCAAAGAUGAAUUGAAGUAGAUGAUCACAGAUCCAGAAAUCAGAAGGAAACAAAUGCAACAUCUUGAGUUGCUUAAAAAAGACUUGGUGAAAUAAGUUCAAAAAGAAUAUAUCAUGCUCAUGAAGAAGUGUUCAAUUCUCAAGGACAUGGAAGUCAAUAAGAAUGAUAUCAAGUGGAUUUAAUUAAGAAUCAAGAACAGAUUUGAAUAAACCAAAAGGCCUUAUCAUGGUUUAACUAAAUAGUUUGCGAGUGACACUAAAAUUCUGAGCUUCGAAUCUCUGGGCCAAUAGACAUCAAAGCAAGUGAAAGUUCAAGAUAAUUGGGCCUUUGUUGCAAUCAGAUAAAACAUCUCACAAUUACAUUAUUCAAAAUUCACUGUAGUCGUUAACACAUUGAAUGCUUUAACAGCCAGAUCCUAAUUGUAUUAGAAUUUCCCACUCCUUAAUGUAUUGCUUAAUCAUUAAUCUUUACCCAUGGCUUUGUCUAAUUUCGAAAGCUAACAAAAAUAGCAUAAUAUCUAAGGAAGAUAAACUCUGUAGGUGUAAUGGCGUAGCACUAUUGUUGGAGACAUUCAAGAUAAAUUAAGAGAAAAGUAUAGAUUCUAUUAAACUGAAACUGAGGACUAUUUGGAUAGUGAAUUGUAAAAAUUACUUAUUCGAAUCGACUAUAUGUUUACCAAUUAUAUUAGAGAAAAUGUAGUUCGACAAACUUGCUAGUCAUGGAUUGAUUUUCUAAAAAAGUUCACGACUCCAAAAGACGGGGAAUAAUGGAAGAUUAAUGAUUAUCCUUUAUUGAUUUUAAAUCUUGAAGUCAAUCUCAAUUUCAAGAAAAAGAAGAAUGACAAAAAAAAUAAAUAAGAUGAUACUCCUUUGUUGAUGACAGAUGAGGAUCCCAAUAGUGCCAUUUACUUUUCUCCUAAUUUCUCUGCCAUCUAACAGGGUUUGUUAAAGCCAAUAGAUCUUUUAUUGGAAUCAGUGAAUUCCUUUAAUAGACUCGAAAAAGAUUUGGUUCCAUUGGUGGAUAUUGAUUAGAAAAAGGAGGUAAAGGGACGAUUGAGAGCUUACGAGAUUGAAAAUGACAAGGAUUAAAUGUGGAUUAAGUGGGCUAAGGAUAAGGUCUAAGAAUAUCUGGAGAUCGGUUAUUAGAAACCUAAUUAAAUGCUAUAAAAGUUCAGGGAAUUUAGUUUCUUAUUAGAAAAGUCUGUUCAAAGUGUUCUAAAAAGUUUAUUUGGAGAUGUGUCGAAAAAACCUAUCAUAACCUCAUUGGAUAAGGAUGAGAUAUCAAAAAAGUUAUCUGAUUUUAUUAAUGCCAAAUUUUAAAUACAAAGAUUAUGUUUGGAUGAAAAGAAUGAAUAAUUUUUUUAGAUUAAAACUAGAAUUGCCAAAGAAAAUUUGAUCUCAAAAGCCAAUGAAUUUAUCACAUCCAUUUUGAAACAGUGUUCAGAUAUUGUGACUGACAACAUUAGUCGUUUAAGUUAGGAAUAUAGCGAUAUGAGUGAUAGAAUUACAAAGCAACCCAAAAAUGAGGCUGAAUUAGUAGAAUUAAAAUCUUAUAUAGCAGAACACGAAGUUAAUUUGGCAAAGAAGAAAUAAGAGGUGGAUUGUAUCUAUGAUUAUUUGACCAUGUUCGAAGACAUGAGUCAUAAUUUUGAAGAUAAAAACCUCUAUGAGUUUUGGAAUUUAUAUAGUUUCCCUCCUGAAAUUAAAAAUCAUGUGAUCGAAGGUCAAAGAAAGGCUAAUCUAUAAGAGUAAAAGUUUAUGGAAAACUUGGAUAACGAGAAGGAUAAGUUCCAAGGAGAAUUGAAGGAAUUGACAGAAUUAUUCUCAACUGUCUAGAAAUUUGAUGACUAUUCAAGAGUAAAGGAUUUUGCAAAUGAUGUCGUAUCACUCAAUGACCGUUUCUAAAAUGCCUAAAAGAAGGUAGAAUCAUUUAAUGAGAGAGAAAUACUGUUUAAAUAAUAACCAUCAGUUUAUGAAGAUUUGAAUUAAUUGAUUAAGGAUUUCACUAUUUACUUCAAUUUGUGGACUAAUGCUAUUGAAUUUGAGUAUGAUAGAAGUGAUUGGUGUACAGGUUCAUUCUUGAAGCUAAAUUUCACUGAAAUUGAAAACAAAGUUAGAACCAACUAAAGGAAUGCCAAUUUACUUAUAAAGGCUUUCUCUGAUGCACAAGAUGACACAGCCGUAGAAGUGGCACGCAAGUUGAAAGGUCAAAUCGAUGAGUUCAAAGAGAGAUUGUGGUUGAUUGAAUUACUGACCACUGAGGCUAUGAAAACUAAGUUGAAUAUGUGGAAAGACAUCUGGAAGAUUGUUGGAAUUGUUGAUCAAGAAACAAAUGACGAUUUAUCAUUGGAUGCUUUGGUUUCUCACGGCCUUAUGAAUUUUAGGAAUGACAUCGAAGAAGUGUCAAGGAGAGCUGAGAAAUAGUGGUAAAUAGAAAAGAAUCUCAAUUCAAUUCAAGAGAAGCUUAAGGAUUAAAAAGUAGAAAUGAUUCCAUACAAAAAGACAGGAACCUUUGUGUUGAAAUCUUUAGAAGAAGUAGUGUAAUGCUUUGAUGAUUAAUUCAACAUUCUAUUGAUGUUAAAGGCACAACCUUAAAUCAAAGCUGUAUUACAUAAAGCAUAAGCCUUGGAGUAAAAGAUAGUGUUGAUUUAGGACACACUUGAUGGUUGGAUAAAGUGUUAAAGAGGGUGGAUGUAUUUGGAACCUAUUUUUACUUCUGAUGAUAUCAAGAAGAAAAUGCCUUAAGAAACCUUAAAAUUUUAGAAGGUGGAUACUCAUUGGAAAUAAGUGAUGGAAUAAUUCAGCAAGGAGCCCAAUCUUUGGGACGGAGUAGAAAGUGAUAAGAUGAAGAAUGAAUUCGAUUAGGAUAAUAAGGCUUUGGAUUAGAUUUAGAAAUCUUUAAGUGAGUAUUUGGAGACAAAACGUAACUCAUUCCCAAGAUUUUAUUUCUUAUCAGAUGAGGAACUAUUGGAAAUCUUGGCAUAAACCAAAGAUCCAGAAACAGUGUAGAAGCAUAUUAAUAAAUGUUUUGAAGCCAUCAACUUAAUUAGAAUUUUGGUAGCCAAUGAUAUCAGCAGAAAAAGAAAAAGUACAAUUUUUCAAAAGGAAUUAAUGUAAUGUGGAAAAGUGGUUGUGUGA